Messenger RNA from Spizellomyces punctatus DAOM BR117, 2248 nucleotides. RefSeq lists its product as uncharacterized. The transcript has 7 exons. The record is from RefSeq and is a predicted model, not a curated record. The coding region runs from base 324 to 1703 and encodes 459 amino acids. Lineage: Eukaryota; Fungi; Chytridiomycota; Chytridiomycetes; Spizellomycetales; Spizellomycetaceae.
CCUCCCUCCCCAAAUGGUUCGCCGCCCACCUGCUUAUCAUGCCAAAAUGCACCAUCUUCCUUUUGCGUGCUUUUACCAAUCUCCAUCCAAAUGACGGCCAAAAAAACAUUAUUAUAAUCAUCAUCUUGGUGCUCAAGUUAUUUUUUUUUUUAUUUUUUUUUGGGGGCAACAUUUUGUUUGGAAGGGAGAGCGACAUCUACGUUUAUGGGCAUGGAUAAACAAAUAGUGACAAAAUACCGUCGGCAUCAUUGAGGGCUUUACUACCGCCUGCAACGACUUUUCGGCCCAUCGGUUUCUUCAUUUCCUCAUAACACAAGUCUUUUAUGAAAAUCUCGUUAUCAACCCGGUCGCCGGGGCUGUCCCCAUCAUCCAUCCACUUGCCAAAGCCAAUCCGCUACCUCCGCAACUUAACACUGGCAGCCAUCGUGGUGCUCUUUCUGGGGGCCAUCGCGAUUAACCUUCACCGUUAUGUCACUCAGGUGCCUCUCGUCAGAAACUCUCUUAGCAGCAUAGGACUGGCGGUGCCAGAAAUGGUUUUCUGCAUGAACGCCCAAUACUACAAUGUCCCGGCGGCUACGAGCUUCUUGGCCGGCGAUGCUAAUCCCGUAUGCUUUGGAGAAGUCCUUGGAAAAGACGCCACGGUCGGGACGCCUGUCCCUUUGUCUCAAUAUGUCGCACCUUUUACCUUUCCUCAAGACGGCGGCAAUGUCAUGUGGGAUACGAAUGCAACGAUUCCCUGCCACCGAUUUUCACCGCUCGGUCGACUCCGCUUUUCUGCCUAUGCGCCUUCAUCAACCAGCGAUCCCACCAAAUAUAUUUCUGCGAUUAGUUGCGGCUAUGAUUAUGACCCCUCCAACAGAACAAAGGACGAUGGCAAUGUAUGGCCCCCGAGACUGGAUCGGCUUACAGCGGCCAUAUUCCCGCGCGAAGCCCCAACUAGCCAACUCCAGUUCCUUCCAUCGGAAGUCUUAUACAACACUUCUAUGAGUCUCUUUUUACAGUAUCAAGCUGCGGAGAAAAUGGGACGGGAACCGCAAACAAUUCUUCAAUGGUCAAUGGGAAACAGUUUGGCUUACUAUUGGGUUCAAUCUCUAACACCUUACAAUCAGAGAACGUCCCACCACUCAAGCAUAUAUGUCCGCAUCAGCCCUUCCAAUCUCCUUACGGAAGCCAACAAUCCCAACCUAUUCCAAGUUCCCGUUAGCCAAGAAGUGCGAUCGAUCACCAUUCUAGAUAUAUUCGUGACAAUGGGAGGUGUUUUUUCGUUUCUAAGUACCAUUUUCUUGAUCCUAUUUGGCUCACGCAGACUUCAACCCUUUGGCAUUGUUCACAAGUUGUUCAGCAUCCAGUUGCGUACUUACCUCCAGUCAAAGUACGGGAAGAAUACAACCCUUAUUGAAACAAACCUCAACUCGAACGCACCACCAAUUACGGUAGACGUUAUGCCGGACACCAACGCACAAACCCCCAAAUCCCAUCGAUCAUGGUCUCCGUCCACAAAAGAGAGCCCUGGCGAUGUUGUUUGGAAAACCUAUACCCUUGACGAACCGGCAGUAUGCCUUGAAGCCCAGCAGCCGCUACCUACAGACCAUGACCGCCUUCGCGCUAUUGAGAAUAUAUUGGAAGAAUUUUACAUUGACACAUCGACGGAGUUUCCCCGACUUUCCAGCUUGCUUCCGGGAUCUUCCAACAAACCUCGAUGAUACCCCUAUCACGCUGUCUUGGGUUUACGACGUGUGGUUGCUGGUCAUCCACACAUUUAUGCCGCCGGUUUCCAACCUGAUGAGACGACUUGUAGACGUUAGCAUUAGUUUGGCUCACUUGCUACCACAAGGACACCACUGUCUGCUAGAUCACAUCUGCUAUUGAGAUGAGCCUCAUAAUGGUACCCCUCAUUCCCCAUCGUGUAGCUCUCGUUACUUUGAUGUGCUCCGGCUGAGGACGUUAGCGGUGUUACGCUAGAGAUGAAUGGAGAGCAUUGUUUUGCACUCUCUCUUCGUUUAAUGCGAACGAGCAGGAGCAUAUCAUGUUCAUAUUUCCUAGUGUCUACAUGAUCUAUCUGAGGCUGAACAACUGUUGAAGUUAUGGGUCCGGGUGAUUACCCAAUUGCCCUCUUAAACUUAAAACACAGAAACGACAUGCCACACCAACUUUUUAACCUGAGAGUCAAUUUCAAUGGGUCGGGUGGGUGCGUGCCUACCGACGGUUUAAUAUACUCACUGUCCUCAACGGUAUUGAACCAUGAAUU